This is a messenger RNA of Astyanax mexicanus (Mexican tetra), 941 nucleotides long. It is a transcript of the gene snu13a, whose product is annotated as SNU13 homolog, small nuclear ribonucleoprotein a (U4/U6.U5). The record is from RefSeq and is a predicted model, not a curated record. Bases 252 to 638 code for a protein of 128 amino acids. The transcript is spliced from 3 exons. Gene Ontology annotation, molecular function: RNA binding. Gene Ontology annotation, cellular component: small-subunit processome; nucleolus; precatalytic spliceosome. Gene Ontology annotation, biological process: mRNA splicing, via spliceosome; ribosome biogenesis; maturation of SSU-rRNA. NCBI's taxonomy places the organism in Eukaryota, Metazoa, Chordata, Actinopteri, Characiformes, Acestrorhamphidae.
ACAUGUAGUGGUUCAGCCAGCGACCAUAACCCUGAAAACAGAAGGAGAGGAAACACGUUGAGGAGACGACAGAGAGGAGCUGGCCAGCGCUACCACGCAGAGCUCGCCGCUGUAGUUAGAGAGGAUUUUCUUUUAUUAAUAAAUCGCUGUUUGCGUGUAAAUCAGAGCAGAUUAUCUGUCCUCCGUGAAGCACACGCCGAGAGGACGAACACAGAUUCUACACCCUGAUCUGCUGAUCUACUGCUGGAGGAAUGGCUGAACCAGAAGUGAACCCAAAGGCUUACCCACUGGCCGACGCUACGCUGACCAAAACAAUCCUGGACUUGGUACAGCAAGCGGCCAACUACAAACAACUGAGGAAAGGCGCCAAUGAAGCCACCAAAACUCUGAAUCGUGGUAUCUCAGAGUUCAUAGUGAUGGCUGCAGACGCUGAGCCUCUGGAGAUCAUCCUUCACCUGCCUCUGCUCUGUGAAGACAAGAACGUCCCAUACGUGUUUGUGCGCUCCAAGCAGGCCUUGGGCCGAGCGUGUGGGGUGUCCCGACCCGUCAUUGCCACUUCUGUCACCAUUAAAGAAGGCUCGCAGCUCAAGCCUCAGAUACAGUCGGUGCAGAUGGCUAUUGAAAGACUGCUGGUCUGAUUACAGCUCUGGGAGCUCAUCAGUCCACGACGAUUACUACAGCUAUACACGGUGUAUAGACGUGCUAGUUUGAUUCCUAAUUUGGAAUUUCACCAGAAGGGGUUGUUUCUCUUCUUGCAUUUCUGUUCUUUUUUUUUUUCUUUUUUAAAUAUCAUUUAUUUGAUUUUGGUGGACUGUUUAAAUUUAUUUUACUUUUUUAACUUUUGUAAAAUGAGUUAAACAUUCAGUGUGCUGAUGCACAAAUGCAUGUGAGUCUCCUAUGAUCACUUAUUUUUCAUGAUUGUAAUAAACUGCUUACAAACA